UCGGAGGAAAUAGCGGAGAGAAAAAGAGGGAGAAAAAAGCUCCACAGAAAUAUGCAUCGACGUUUUUCCCCCACCCUCCUCAUGAAUCUUAUUCUAAUUUGUCCACGCACUGAUAACGUCUAUAGUUUCACCGCGAGAUUCGCUUCUCGAGUCGGACGUCUCGAAAACGAGCCGCUCAUCAGUCAAUGGUUGUCCACUGUUUCGCGACCUCCUCGUCGGUACCGCGUGAAAGUCUUCGCGGAAUUCAACCGCUGAAUCAUAUUUGAACGAAAAACAAAAAAACAGGAAAAGAAAUCAAAAUCCGCCGCAAUGUACGCGACAAGAUUGUCGAGGAUUUCGAGGGCGGUUUUGAGUCCGGCAGGAUACAUCAACACCCGCCUGGCCUCGUCGUCCACCGGACUUUGGCUUCCGCACAUGCAACUGGGUAAUCCGUUCCUAGGAAUGCGACGUGCCCUUCUGACGUCGGACAGGCCCCGAAGAGUCACCUUCACCGAUCGGAGUCAGCUGAAAUACGCGCGUCGUUUGGUAGUAAAAUUGGGAAGUGCAGUGAUAACAAGGGAGGACGAACACGGCCUGGCUUUGGGACGUUUGGCGUCGAUCGUCGAACAAGUGGCGGAGUGUCAAAACGAAGGAAGGGAAUGUAUAAUGGUGACGAGCGGGGCGGUCGCUUUUGGAAAGCAAAAACUAACGCAGGAAUUACUCAUGUCGUUGUCGAUGCGCGAAACUUUGAGCCCCGCCGAUCACACGCGCGAACACGCAGGGACCCUGUUGGAGCCCAGGGCUGCCGCGGCGGUCGGGCAAUCGGGUCUCAUGUCCCUUUACGACGCGAUGUUCGCUCAGUACGGAGUAAAACUCGCCCAAGUUCUGGUGACGAAACCGGAUUUCUACAACGAGGAGACCAGGAAGAACCUUUUCAGUACCCUCAGCGAACUGAUCAGCCUGAAUAUUGUGCCGAUAAUAAACACGAACGACGCGGUAUCUCCACCGCUUCAGGCUGACGAGGAGAUCGCGGGCUCCGGUGGACGCAGAGGGAUCUCGAUCAAGGAUAACGAUUCUCUCGCCGCGAUGCUGGCCGCCGAGGUACAGGCGGAUCUUUUAAUCCUGAUGAGCGACGUAGACGGGAUUUACAACCUGCCGCCGUGGCAGGACGGCGCUAAACUGAUUCGCACUUUCACCUCCGAUCUCAGAGGGACGAUCAAGUUCGGACAGAAGUCGAAGGUCGGUACAGGCGGCAUGGAUUCCAAAGUAAACGCGGCCACUUGGGCGUUGGACAGGGGAGUUUCGGUGGUCAUAUGUAACGGAACUCAGGAAAAGGCGAUAAAGAGCAUAAUGGGAGGUCGGAAGAUCGGAACGUUUUUCACCGAUACCACCGGGCCAUCGGCACCCGUUGAAGUAGUGGCGGAAAACGCGCGGACCGGAAGUCGCAUAUUGCAGUCUCUGCGCCCGGAAGACAGAGCGAGUGCGAUAAACACAUUGGCUAAUCUCCUCGAGUCGAGACAAGUCGAUAUCUUGGAGGCGAACAACAAGGACUUGGAGGACGCGCGGAGAUCGGGAUUGUCGAAACCUUUGCUUUCCCGGUUAUCAUUGACGUCUUCGAAGCUGAAAUCUCUGAGCGCGGGUCUUCGCCAGAUCGCCGACAGCUCGCACGAAAACGUCGGCAGAGUAUUGCGGAGGACGAAACUCGCGGAAAAUCUUGAAUUGAAACAGAUCACCGUCCCGAUCGGCGUCCUUUUGGUAAUAUUCGAGUCUCGCCCCGACAGCUUGCCGCAAGUCGCCGCGUUGGCUAUGUCCAGCGCGAACGGGCUCCUUCUCAAGGGCGGCAAAGAGGCUGCCCACAGCAACAAGUAUCUCAUGGAACUCGUUAAAGAAGCGUUGAAUACCGUUGGAGCCGCGAACGCGAUUUCCUUGGUUUCGACGCGCGAGGAAAUCGGAGACCUCCUUUCGAUGGAGAAGCACAUCGAUCUGAUCAUCCCCAGGGGUAGUUCGGAGCUCGUGAGGAGCAUUCAAGAACAGUCGAAGCACAUCCCGGUACUCGGCCAUGCGGAAGGUAUAUGCCAUGUUUACGUAGACAAAGAUGCGGACGUGGAAAAGGCUCUGAGAAUCGUAAAGGACUCCAAAUGCGAUUAUCCCGCGGCGUGCAACGCCAUGGAAACGCUUCUCAUUCACGAAGAUCAUCUGAACGGAAAUUUUUUCUCCGACGUUUGCAACAUGCUGCAAAAAGAGGGGGUAAAGAUUUACUCUGGUCCAAAACUUCAGCAACAAUUGACGUUCGGUCCUCCGGCUGCCAAGAGCAUGAAGAUCGAAUACGGCGCCCUUGAAUGCACGAUUGAGGUCGUUCCAGACUUAGAAGAAGCCAUUAAUCAUAUUCUCAGAUACGGAAGCAAUCAUACAGACGUAAUAGUGACCGAAGACCUCAAAAGUGCGGCGCAUUUUCAACGACAGGUCGACAGCGCUUGCGUCUUUCACAACGCCAGUACCAGAUUUUCCGAUGGAUUCAGAUUCGGACUGGGGGCGGAGGUCGGUAUUUCAACGGCGAGGAUUCAUGCGAGAGGCCCCGUUGGCGUCGACGGACUUUUGACGACGAAAUGGGUUUUGCAAGGCGAUGGACAUGCGGCCGCUGAUUUUGCCGAUAAUGGGACGCGGACUUAUUUACACGAAUCGCUUCCCCUGCGUGAGGCAUGAAAUGAGGUAGACUCGAAAAAAUUUCUAGUAACAGAAAAAUGGACGAAUAUCUGCACGUUCGGGAAUCCCUCCGUGAAAACCGAAAAGGGAUUCCUUAAAUCAAUAACGCGACUGAUUGAUACGCGGCUAAUCAAUUUUCGAAACUGGUCGUUGUAACAGGCUUGUUUGGUUCACGAUUGUCUAGAACCACCGAGUAGAUUAUCGGUGCGCCGAGGCAAGGCCGUUUAAUAAAUCAGUAGUUCAUUGUCAGUAGAAAGAAAAAAAAUAAGAUAUUUUUAUAACGACUUCGAAGAGUGUUUCUGCAAAUAUUCUCAAUGUCUUCUCGUUCAAAAAUUUCGAAACUCAAUGGUUGUAUUCCACUGCCAGUUAGUUUACACCAAGUUAUAAUUCGAGCUCGGGAGAAAUCAAUUUUAUAGGUACAGUUUAGGUGUACCAUUCAUGUAAGAUAUAGAAAUUCCUAAAAUAAGUGUUCGAUCUUGAUCGAUGUAAUUAUUGUUGUUUUAUAUAAGUAGAAAAUAUUUCUGAUCUUUUGUUUCUCUGAUUUGUAUGUCCAAUCUCAAAUAAUUUUAAACAGAUGGACACCUCUUUGGGAAAGUUGUAUGAGCUGACCGUAAUUACGAUCGCAUGUGGUACUCAUCGGCGUGUACUAUAAAAUUUAAAAGUAGUAAAGUAUGCAUGAUAUAAAUUAAACGAACUAGCACGAAAAAUAACGCUAGCCCACGAAUCCAGAUUACCUAUUUAUUUAAAAUUGAGUGAAUACUAUGAUUAUGACACGUCAUGAAAUACACGAAAGAAAAAUUUUGUUCAAAUAAACUAGCUCAUUUUGUAGAUAACAGAGCAAACACAAAAA
Messenger RNA from Athalia rosae (coleseed sawfly), 3532 nucleotides. It is a transcript of the gene P5CS, whose product is annotated as delta-1-pyrroline-5-carboxylate synthase. Lineage: Eukaryota; Metazoa; Arthropoda; Insecta; Hymenoptera; Athaliidae. The record is from RefSeq and is a predicted model, not a curated record. Gene Ontology annotation, cellular component: mitochondrion; cytoplasm. Gene Ontology annotation, molecular function: glutamate 5-kinase activity; glutamate-5-semialdehyde dehydrogenase (NADP+) activity; ATP binding. The transcript has 6 exons. Bases 310 to 2682 code for a protein of 790 amino acids.